AUGGCGGUGUUUUCAAUGUGCAAGGUGACUGUCUGGUCACUAUUGCUCGUCUCUUCGGCCACCUCAGAUUGCGAAGUGCCCAACGGGGACGCUGAGCAUCUGAGCCGCGGGUGCAGGUCUGGCUGCAGAGACUUGCCCGGCUCCUGCACGUCUCGACAUCAACUAGCCUCCCGGUCCGUUGCUGGUGCCAAGGAGGUUGUGCUGGGAACCGGGCUACUUCAGACCAAGCAAGGGACGAAAGCGCUGGAGAAGACGAGUUUCGAGGAAAACGUGUUGAACGUCAUGCAAAAGAUGGAGGAGGAGUUGAAAGAGCUCAAGAACGAAGAUGCAGGUCUCAAGGAGGAGCUUGCGCGCCUCGAGAGCUCCGGCGCCCAAGGGAAUGCCGAUGCGGCGGAGGUGCCGCGGACGCCUCGGGGCCUCGACCUCCAGGCGAUCUUGGCUCAGCACCAGAAUGCAAGCGAACGCAGAAGCAGCUGUCGCAAAGCAGCGCCGCUGCCUUUUGCGAGCGUUUCGGAAGGGAAGGAAUCGGAGACCCCGAUCUUGCAGCAGAAGCAGGCGAAGCAGGGCAACUGGAAGCUCGUGUUGAAGGUUGGCAAGACGGCGACUCUUGGAUUCUCCAGUCCGCUCUGGACCAACAGCGAGCUGCUGAACGAAGCUUCGGAGAUGGCGACAGCAGAGGAUGCCAAAUACAGCGAAUUCAACACGGAGCCUUUCAAGAAGAUGCGCAUGUGCAUCGGAAGCCCGCUGUCCAACUGCGUGGAUCACGCCUUCGAAACGAGGUACGACAGUGCGAAGGCCCUCUUCAGCGCCGGGUACAUUCGAGACGAAAGCGUGAAGCAGGACGAGAUUCUCAAGACCUUCGGCCCCGCGAAAGGUUCUUACCGAGAUUGUCCUAUGCAGAGGCCUGGCUUCAACAUCGAGUGCAGAGAUGGCAACAAAGCUCGCUGGGGCUGGUGUGCGAACUGCCCCUCACAAGGAUGCCAGAGCGACAGCGGCGAUGCGGACGCGGCCAUCGGCCUUGGAAUCGCUGGGCAGAAGACGGACUCCGAGCUGGGAGCUGGCUGGACCUCGUACUUCGCCUCCGGGGCAGGCACGUGCAGCGCGAACAGCAAGACCUUCAAGGCCGUUUGGCUCUGGGUCGAAAGCCUCACGAAGCCCGACCAGGCUAGCUGUGCAAGUGGACAGGUCAAGCUGAGGGAUUUCCAGCCAGCAGGAAUAGCUGAGACCUGCUGUCCCAGAUCGAAAGUGGCUUGUGCUGGUUGCGCCUCUUUCACGGGAGGCUCGUGCCAGAAAUGUGCCGAUGGCUUCAUCGUGCGUCACGGCAAGUGCAUGGCAUGCACGAGCUCAGGGGGCUGGCUCAAUGCAGCCGGAAAAUCAUGCAUGCAGCUGGCGGCGAGCGAUUGCAGCGACGAAAAGGUGAGGGGCCAGUCGAGCAACGAGGCUUGCUGCCAGUGCGGCGGCGGCUUCGCCACGCCGACGCCCUUCUCCUAUCCCAACAGCCGUUGGUCCCUCGACUCCAACAUCGUGAUGCAGCCUGAGCCCCGCACGGCCGAGCGCUACACCGUGGAUGCCAAGUGCGAGCUGGCGGCGCACAACCUGACCAUAGACAGCUCCACAGGAGAAAUCUCCUACAUGUCCGGUCGGGCCAAACCCACCGAGGCAUUCUCCUUCGAGUGCGAGGUCACAGCCCACCAGGCGACAGGAGUGAGUUUGGCUUCCGUCGUCACGAUCGCGGCGGACGUGCUCAGCUACAGCUCUGCUACGCUGCUGUUCCACAGCGACAAAGCAACCGAGAGGCCGCUGACAGCUGGAACCGGCUGGUCGAAGUUUGAAUUGGGCUGCGCGCCCGAGGUCAGUUGGCUGAGCAUUGCGCGAUCCGAUGGCACACUGAGCUACACAGCUCCGAGUGGGGCGUCUGGAGGGGUCUCCAUUGCCGAUGACAAGUUCUUCGGGCAGGAUGGGGCCGUCUGCGUCGUCACGGCCUGGCAAGCGCACAAGAAGCACCAAACCACGAUUGUGGCCAUCCGCCCACGACCGUGGCCUAAGCUGGAGUACGACUUGGAGGCCGUGUCGGUGAGUGUUGGCGAGGAGCUGCACCCCCUGAGCCCCAAGCCGCAUACGGAGCAGGGACUCAUGAAGCCCUGGACUUUCGGCAUGGCCUGCGGUGUCUGGCCCACAGGCUCGACGAAGUUCAGCUACGACCGCAUCUUGAAUAUGGGACUCCUUGCUGGCCACCCGAUUCUCGACAUCAGCUCGGAUGGAACCAUAACCGUGGCUCCGGCAAGCACACUGAGCGAGGUCUUCGAUGCACUUAGCGUGUCGGGAGAGCAACGCAAGGCCUUCACUUUGGGCUGUCGAGUCUACGGGAUCUUCCCGGAUCCGGAACUUGCCCCGGUAGAAGCGACGCUGACGAUUGUGGUGCAGGACACCGUGUGUUGGGUGCCGCAGCAGAUCAAGGGUAUCGGUCGGCCUGACCCCGACGCCAACACCGAGGCGCAGUGUCGAUCCCAAUGCCGUGCAGACGAGACCUGUGCAAACUACCAGUUUGACAGCCAGUGCGUCAGGUACGAUGUUCGCUCGGACGGGAAUCCGGUCACAGUCAUCGCCAAGGUCACAAAUUGCACCAACGAGGGCACAUGUAUGAAGGUGGCACAUUCCGAUUGGUACCUGGCCGGUACCUACUGCCCUCUCGGUCGAGAUGCAGUGUUGGGCGGCAUCGUCUACCUCCGGGAGCAUGUGACGCAGGAAGACAUGGUGUACCUGCGCGAGGGAUCCACGGGCGGCUGCAGUGCCGGCGAGUGGGCGUUGCUGGCUCCAUCAAGUGAAGACUUCGUUGACAAGGGUCUUGGCCUCUUCGAGCUCCGCGGCACGCGGCAGGCAUGCAUCCGCAGUUCCUCAGUGGAGCAUGCCCUCCAGGGGUGUCCCACGAAGCAGUUGGCCUGGAUCGAAGAGCAGGAAGAGGAUGAGGAGGGCCAGCCCUCUCUGGUGCUGGAUGACCCGGCGACCGCUCAGCUCGCCGACUUCUGGCUCCAUCCCUGCGACUGUGCACCCGAGGCCUGGGGACCUCAACUGCCAGUGGAUCCUCAGAUGUACGAACAUCUCCCGGCCAACAGCAGCAACCAAUUCAUCCCGACCCCUUACGUCAUCGUCACGGGGCAGCUUGUUUGCCCCUCGCGGCAACUGCUGGGAGGCAGCAACGGCGUGCACUUCCAGUCAGAGGAGGAGUCCGUGGAGACGACGGACUGCGAGGCCCGGUGCCGGGAGCAGUCGACCUGCCUCUUCUUCUGGCAUGGCUCGCAACACGGCGCAUCGACCUGCCGUUUGUUCACCGGCUGCGACAAUCUUGUCCGCGAGUUCAGCUUGGAAGGAGACCUCAAGGCCAUGCCGCGCAGCUCCAGCUGCACAGUGGCAGACGCAGCGAAAUGUUGGGCCGCCUCACUUCGCAGGAGUUUCCUGUCCAUGGACUUCAAUCCAAACGGCGCAAGCUCCGUGGCCGGUGGCGGGGGUGUCGCUCUCAAUCUGCCACCGAAGCCGGCAGCACCACCGUCAGAGGGAAUGGUUGCAUGGUUUGAGAGCGAGAACGCCGGAUCCGUCUGGCGCAGCUCCGUGGGCGAUUUCGAGGGCUAUUGCAGCAAGAAUAGCGUGUACCGGCGAGUCGAAGCUGGUCAUGGUGCCGACCGCCCCGUCACCUUCAUCGAAGGCUACGAAUCGUCCGGUUUCACCUUCGGAGACGUGCUUGCCCCGACCAACAGUGUGUGCUCUAUCACUCGCUACGCCAGGGGUCGAGAUGGAGGGACCCAUAGAAAACGCAUCUUGCAGUCCAAAAGUAGCAGGAAUUGGUUGCACGGCCACUGGUCAGGACAUGCGGGUGUCAUCUAUUACAAUGCUUGGGUCACGCCGAAGACCGCGUACAAGGAUGCACUUGAUUGGCUUGUGCUGUGUGGCACCAAUGGUGCGUCACGUGCCUUCGAUGGCAUGUCUUCGGGCACCCCAACCAACAUUGCGACUGGAAGCGCGAAAAAGUUCUCCGACACCGUACCUCUCUACGUGAAUCAUGGCACCGAUCAAAAGUCUGAUUUUGCGGUCAUGGAGGUGAUUACCUGGGACAGGGUGUUGUCGGAGGCGGAGAUGUUGGCCACCGUCGACUACCUGAAGUGGAAGCUGAGGGCAGGCGCCGUGCUUGAGGCGUCGGAGCACCUCGCCACCGAAUCUCAACACAAUUUGGAUUCUUGGGGCGUCCAGGACUUAAACGACAUGGCAUCCAAGACUACCGAAGUCACCUUCGCCAACGGCUACAAAGCAGACUUGACUGGCUGGACCAACACUCGGCAGUACGCACGAGGAUUUAUCAUAAACAAAGGCGUGUCCACUGCAGUCGUGAAGGGCUUGGCGCCAGCAGCGCAAUACUUGUACCAGAUCUACAUGGUGCAUGAGAGGUCCGACUGGCAGGGUGAAGCCUACAUAUCCGUGAACCACGGUGUGCAGGGCCGAGGCUACGGCAAUUCCCUCAGCGAAGCCAAGUUCUCCGGGGUGGCCGUGGCGUCGCCCAGGGGCGAGAUCAACUUCGAGUUCGCCCGCAUCGCCAAGCACUGCCACCUCACCAGCAUCGCCAUUGCGAAAGUGGGGCCAAAAGCAACUCUUGCCAAGCCUGCGGACCCUCCAUCACAGGGCAUGUAUGCCUGGUUCAAGAGCGAGGACGCCGGAUCCGUCUGGCGCAGCUCCGUGGGUGAUUUCGAAGGGUAUUGCAGCAAGAACAGCGUGUUCCGGCGAGUCGCUGCUGGUUAUGGUGCAGACCGCCCUGUCACCUACAUCGAGGGAUACGAAAAUUCCGGCUACACCUUCGGAGAUGUGCUUCCCCCGACACACAGUGUGUGCUCCAUCACUCGCUAUACCGGCGACCAUAGAAAACGCAUCUUGCAGUCCAAAAGUGGCAGGAAUUGGUUGCACGGCCACUGGUCCGGACAUGCGGGUGUCAUGUUUUACAAUGCUUGGGUCACGCCGAAGACCGCGUACAAGAACGCGCUUGAUUGGCUUGUGCUGUGUGGCACCAAUGGUGCGUCACGUGCCUUCGAUGGCAUGUCUUCGGGCACCCCAACCAACAUUGCGACUGGAAGCGCGAAAAAGUUCUCCGACACCGUACCUCUCUACGUGAAUCAUGGCGCCGAUCAAAAGUCUGAUUUUGCGGUCAUGGAGGUGAUUACCUGGGACAGGGUGUUGUCGGAGGCGGAGAUGUUGGCCACCGUCGACUACCUGAAGUGGAAGCUGAGGGCAGGCGCCGUGCUUGAGGCGUCGGAGCACCUCGCCACCGAAUCUCAGCACAAUUUGGAUUCUUGGGGCGUCCAGGACUUAAACGACAUGGCAUCCAAGACUACCGAAGUCACCUUCGCCAACGGCUACAAAGCAGACUUGACUGGCUGGACCAACACUCGGCAGUACGCACGAGGAUUUAUCAUAAACAAAGGCGUGUCCACAGCAGUCGUGAAGGGCUUGGCGCCAGCAGCGCAAUACUUGUACCAGAUCUACAUGGUGCAUGAGAGGUCCGACUGGCAGGGUGAAGCCUACAUAUCCGUGAACCACGGUGUGCAGGGCCGAGGCUACGGCAAUUCCCUCAGCGAAGCCAAGUUCUCCGGGGUGGCCGUGGCGUCGCCCAGGGGCGAGAUCAACUUCGAGUUCGCCCGCAUCGCCAAGCACUGCCACCUCACCAGCAUCGCCAUUGCGAAAGUCAUAAGCACACCAGUGGGCUUGCUGCAGGAGGCGGGAAGGGCUCCUGUAUCCCAAGCUACAAACCUGAACCCCAAGAACAGCUUGAAACAUGGGCGCAGGGGUUAUCGACAGCUCCCUCUUCAAGGGGCAUGCUGCUAUCAUGAAUCUGUGGAGAAACUCUGGCGACGUGCAAGAGGGUCCCAUAGAACGGGGCGGCAUCUCAAAGCACGCAGAGCCGCCCGAAUCCUAUUAGCCCAGAGCACUUCGAUCCUUCGACCUUAUGUUUGUGAUUGCUGGUGUCUGUUCCUGAACACGCUUGAUGCAACAAUGGGCUCAUCGCUGUGA
Messenger RNA from Symbiodinium natans, 6048 nucleotides. The record is from the annotation of a GenBank genome assembly. NCBI's taxonomy places the organism in Eukaryota, Dinophyceae, Suessiales, Symbiodiniaceae.